UUUCGUGUCAGAACGAGGCCAAUUGACGUCAACGUCUGCCUGUGAUUGGUCCUUACCGUGUUUCCGGUGGGGCAGCCAUCCAAGGACUGGGGGAAAAGAAGCGGAGAGUUUCUGUCAGUGCUAGUAGAAAAAAAAUAAAAAAACCUACAACCCUAAGAAAAACAAGCAGCGACGAAGCUUUAUACGGUCCGCUGACAAUAUCGUAGCGUUCCGGGGGAAACAAAAGGGAACCAGACGACAGCAGCAAGAUAUCAAUCAAGAUUAUCUUCACACAAGGUAAAAAUGGCGUCGGGAAGUACCAGCAGUGAUGAGGAGAGAAGUCUGCGGGAGUGUGAGUUGUAUGUCCAGAAACACAACAUCCAGCAGCUUCUCAAGGACUGCAUUGUCCAGCUGUGCACGUCGAGACCAGAAAAGCCAAUGGCAUUUCUCAGAGAGCUCUUUGAGAGACUGGAGAAGGAGGAGGCCAAGCAAAUUCUGAUCCAGCAGAAGUCAAACUCUCGCUCGGACUCGCGGGAGGAUGAGAUCUCUCCGCCCCCACCCAUUAACCCUGUGGUGAAGGGGCGGCGACGCCGUGGAGCCAUCAGUGCUGAGGUCUACACUGAAGAGGAUGCUGCCUCCUAUGUCAGAAAGGUUAUUCCUAAGGACUACAAGACAAUGGCUGCUCUGGCUAAAGCUAUUGAAAAGAAUGUUCUGUUUGCACAUCUUGAUGACAACGAGAGGAGUGACAUAUUUGAUGCCAUGUUUUCUGUCACCUAUAUUGCUGGAGAGACAGUCAUACAGCAAGGUGAUGAAGGUGAUAACUUCUAUGUGAUUGACCAAGGUGAUAUGGAUGUGUAUGUAAACAACGAAUGGGUGACCAGCAUUGGAGAGGGUGGUAGUUUUGGAGAGCUCGCCUUGAUUUAUGGUACUCCCAGAGCAGCCACUGUGAAAGCAAAAACCAUUGUGAAACUAUGGGGCAUUGACAGAGACAGCUACAGGAGAAUAUUAAUGGGAAGUACCCUGAGAAAGAGGAAGAUGUAUGAAGAAUUCCUUACCAAAGUGUCAAUCUUAGAGUCUUUGGAUAAAUGGGAGCGCUUGACAGUGGCUGAUGCUUUGGAACCUGUACAGUUUGAGGAUGGGCAGAAGAUUGUGGUGCAGGGAGAACCUGGGGAUGAAUUCUUUAUUAUUCUAGAGGGAUCAGCUGCUGUGUUGCAGCGCAGGUCAGAGCAUGAAGAGUUUGUGGAGGUUGGAAGACUCGGGCCAUCAGAUUAUUUUGGUGAAAUCGCCCUGUUAAUGAAUCGUCCACGUGCUGCCACUGUUGUAGCUCGUGGCCCCUUGAAGUGUGUGAAGCUUGACCGACCUCGAUUUGAACGUGUCCUGGGUCCAUGUUCAGAUAUUCUCAAACGAAACAUCCAACAAUACAACAGCUUUGUCUCGCUGUCUGUCUGAGGAUUUUUAGUGUACCCCCUUCCUUAAUGCAGGGUCCACAAAUGCAAUCUGCUUUGUUUCACAUUUACAACACCCACCUGUCCACCAGCAUCACUGCUUCCUUGUCUGUUUAUAUGUACCCAGUGCAAUGUCUUCUAUGCAUAAGCUUUAUAUCCUUUCAACAAUGCAGCAUUUCUAGAGUAUUCUUUAAAAAAAAAAAAAAAAAGAAAAAAAAAAAGAAGGAUAAAAGAUUUCCACAGUCACCUCGUGUGCAGAUGUGUCAACUGUUUGAAAGAUUGCAAUUGCUGUAUGAAGCUUCAUUAUAAAAGGUAGAAAUAGAACAAGAAUAACAGCAGAAAAUACAAAAAUGUUGUGUUUCAAGGCUAAAAACCUUUAAGAGCAUUUGAAUACAAAAAAAUUAUUUAGUAUUUUUAAAUUUGGCAUCUGUAACUGAAAAUAAGUGAGCUGCUGCAUUUACAUGUUUUAAUAGUUUGUUUCAAGGGUACUUAAAUACAGUGUCACCAGAUUUUCUGUUAUGUUAUUUUAAUAGUAGCACAUAUUAGUUUUUAAGUUACCCUAUUGGAUUUUUUGCACAGUUCCAGUAGUUAAAAAAACAAACAAAAAAAAAAAAAAAAACACAUAGGUAAGCAAUGUUACUUUGCACCUGUUGGUUUUUAUGGCUGCAUUGCGCUUCAAUAUUGUUGUAUUUCUGAAAUGUGAUCUGUUAAUUCUUUAGGAAUGAAUAUUUCUACUCCUAUUCUUUCAAAAAAUCUACUAUAAUAUUUGUUUUAAAUACUUUAUUGGCCCUCUUCCAAAAAAUCAAAAUCUUUGGGGUACGAUUCAAAUGUAAAACAAAUAAAUAAUAAUCCUUUGCAUUAGUGCUUAGAGAAAUUUAGUGAGACCUAACUGAUCGCAGAAUAUUGUAGUUUUCUGUUAAAUAUUUAGCUACCAAGUUAGUGCCAAAUAUUAAAUGAUGGUUCUUGGCAACAAUGCAAGGCAGAAUCUUAAAAAGGGAUAUUAUAAACUUUUUGUGCUUAUUUGUAACAGCAGAAGUACAGUUAAUAAUUUUGUUGCUUUACAUCUACAGUACUCAGAAAUUAUCUGUAUUUGUAACUUUUUGGUGCUUGGUAAAUUUUAAAGCUGUGGAUUUGGCUGGCAGCACUUGUCAUCACAUUUUUAACUUUGUAACUUUUUAUUACUUUUAAAGUGAUCACUGCAGUGUACUUAAAGUGCAUAGCAGUUUUAUAACUGUGCUGGUGUGAAUUACAAAUAAAGGGGCACAGGAACUAUGAAAAAAAUAUUUGAAAUGUGUACUGCUACCAAAAAGAUGUAGUAAUCAAUAAUUAGAAAUGUUAGCGAUAAAAUAAAUUAGUUUGAGGUAGUCAUAAAAUUACUAAUAAAGGAUAUGCACAGCUUUUUUUUUAUUUUUUUUAUUAAAUCUUGGACUUAAUCAUUUUAUUGCAGGUAUGACAAGGUGACUUCACCCCACUAUUACCUGAAAGGAAAAAGUCAUUGAGUCUUAAAUGUAUUUCAGUAUUUACCAGCUUUGUGUUACAUUACUCCAUGUGCACCAGUGAUAUUGAGAAGUUUUUACAAAAUUCCACGGUUCUGUAAUGUAUGUAAUCUAAAUAUAUCCUUUAUGUAUAGAGUGCGCUAGAGUAGGAUUGUAGUUAGGAGUGAAGGCAAGCUCUAAACAAGUCUGUAAUGUUCUUUAUAUAUAUAUAUAUAUAUAUAUAUAUAUAUAAAAUAAGUUUUUUUUUCUGCAUAUUUUCAUAUUAGGUGCAGGGUACCAUGAUUCUGCUCAUCAACAUUGUCAAUUGUCGGCAACGGGAAAAAGUAGUUGUAUGUCUGUCAGGGUUGCAUUGGGUCAAAUGGUGAAAUUGUUAGAAAAAUAGUUUACAUUUAUUUAAUUAAAUUUAGUUAAUUGUGCAAAAGUUAGUUUGUCUUUCUGAUAACCUUACAGAUUCAACCUGUGAAGAAUCUGUAUAUCCCACAAAUUAGUGGGAGAGUGUCUUAAUUCUUUGAAGAGCAUCAUCUAAGAAUUUCAACCUCAGAAAUUCUGUUGUCAGAAGUGUAUCAAGCCCCCUGGAAAACAAAUGUUUGCAUCUGCGCUGAUAACUUGAUAUACUUCUUUAUUAUCAGUAUUGUUCAAGCUGGGUGCUCUCUCAGAUUAAACAAUUAAUUUAGUUCCAGAACUAUGUUUUUGUAACUUAUUGUAAGAUUUAUUAACAAAAAAGCCACUGAUUGUAAAGUUAACUGACCCUGAUCCAAAAUAGUUACAAAUAUAUAUAUAUAUAUAUAUAUAUAUAAAAAUUUAAAGCUUUUUUCCCUUUUUUUUUUUUUUGGCUUGCUGUUCACUCCCAGUAUAGUUUGAUAUUAUGAUUAUUAUUAUUAUUAUUAUUUACUGAGUUUAUGAUAAAGCAGCAGAUAAUUCUCAGUUAAAUAUUAAACACAGUUAUAGCUUUAACAGUGUGCAAUCCAAGUAUGUAUGUACAAAAACACAGUCUACAUAGUUUGCCUUAGCUAAUGUAAACGGGCUUUUGAAAUUCCUUCUGCUAGCCCAACCUUUAGCAAGUUUGUGAUGUCUGCAGCCCCUAAAGAGCUGUGGAUAACCAGAGGACCAUUUUUUCUAUUGUUAUCCAAUGACUGUAUAAGGUUUGAUUUACUGUAUGUGCUAAAAUUAUAAUCCUUUUGGUAUAGGUUGUCCUAAUGGCAGGUCAAGCAAUAAAAAGAUUUAAAUUCUUAUACUCA
Acipenser ruthenus (sterlet) is the source of this 4158-nucleotide messenger RNA. Its product is annotated as cAMP-dependent protein kinase type I-alpha regulatory subunit-like. Gene Ontology annotation, molecular function: cAMP-dependent protein kinase regulator activity. The coding region runs from base 283 to 1428 and encodes 381 amino acids. The transcript has 12 exons. Gene Ontology annotation, biological process: regulation of protein phosphorylation. The record is from RefSeq and is a predicted model, not a curated record. Lineage: Eukaryota; Metazoa; Chordata; Actinopteri; Acipenseriformes; Acipenseridae. Gene Ontology annotation, cellular component: cAMP-dependent protein kinase complex.